Mercenaria mercenaria is the source of this 846-nucleotide messenger RNA. RefSeq lists its product as uncharacterized. Lineage: Eukaryota; Metazoa; Mollusca; Bivalvia; Venerida; Veneridae. Bases 97 to 846 code for a protein of 249 amino acids. The transcript has 9 exons. The record is from RefSeq and is a predicted model, not a curated record.
ACGGUCUUAUACGCCGAUGCGCAGAUUGCCCGGCGACUUCCACCCUGAUUUCAUUUUUGAUAAUCUGUACUUGAAGUAAAAAAAAAAGCUCCGAGAAUGCGGUGCGCGAUAUUUUUGUGCCUUUGUGUGCUGAUAUUCGUUAGCCUGAGUGAGGCAAGGAGUUUUAACAGAGAGUCAGCCUCUAUGAAGGAUCGAUUUUUGUCUAAAUUCGCAUCAAGGCAUACAGUAUUUGACAAGAAAACUAAAGUGCCUGAGGAAAAUGAAGGAGGAGAAGUGAAAGAUGGCGUCAUUAAAACGGCAACCCUUGACGUUUUAGCAUAUGCCGUCGGGUGUAUGUUGGACGAGCCGAUGUGGCAGGCAGUUCCUAAAAAGGCGUGGGAAGCAUUUGAAAAAAGAAUUCAAGGAGGUGACCAGUGUGAAUGGUCUACAUACUGGGGUAAUGAAUACUACCACUGUCUUGAGACGAUUGUUGCUGUACAUUACUAUGUAAAAGGCAAUCCUACUGAAAGAGAGCAGCUAGACGGUGUUUUCAGAAUGUUCACAGAAGCAAUCAAAUGUGCAGAAAUGGAACAUCUUGGUGAAGCGCUGAAGGAUUCACCACAGGAAUUUGUACACACUGCUACUGACAUUAUGAGUUCUCACUGUGAAAAACGUGGAAAAGAAUUAGACAAAUUUCUGGAGACGGUAGAUAAAGAUAAUCAGAAUAAUUGUCAAGAGCCACAGGAAGGAGCUGACGUUGAAGAAAGAGAUCUUUUGAAGAAACUGACAGAUCUGCUUACCACCGACCUGUCACGACAGGGAGCACAUAAUAGAACAUCGAUCAGUAAAUGUUUCACUUCAGGUUAA